Molecule: messenger RNA, 1445 nt
Organism: Zonotrichia leucophrys gambelii
Lineage: Eukaryota; Metazoa; Chordata; Aves; Passeriformes; Passerellidae
Gene: ISG20L2
Product: interferon stimulated exonuclease gene 20 like 2
Exons: 5
Coding region: 106-1110 (334 amino acids)
Cellular component (GO): nucleus
Molecular function (GO): nucleic acid binding; 3'-5'-RNA exonuclease activity
Source: RefSeq, a predicted model, not a curated record
CCGCCGAGUUCCCGCCGCGGCGCGCGCGGAUGACGUCACUGCCGGGACCGAGCCGGCCGCGUGUUUCCCGGGAACUUCCGGUUCCGGGGGCGGAGCGUCCCCGCCAUGGACGAUCUGAUCCUCAACGUUGACUUCUCCGCCCCGGAGCGCCGCUCCAAGAAAGAACCGGGGAACCGAAAGCACCAGAACUUCGUGCGGCGGCGCCGGGAGCUCGAGCGCCGCGGGGUCCUGCGGCAGAAACAGCUCCCGGCAGCAGCACCGGGAGCGCCCCGGCCGGGCCGGACACGGCGUGGGGGGGCCAAACGCUGCCCCAAGGAGAACGGUGCUGCCACCACCUCCCGGUGCUCUCCGGUAUCGCAGAACGGCCCCAAGGACAAGGCUCGGGGGGCGGCACAGAACGGUGUCACCGGUACCGGAGCCAAGGGGAAAGAUCAGGGGGAGGCCCAGAACGGCCCCACCGGUACCGGUGCCCCCACUCAGAACAAGACCAAGGCUCGGGGGGCGGCCCAGAAGGGCCCCACCGGUACCGGGGCCAAGGCCAAGGCUCGUGGGGCUGGCAGUGCCCCCCCGGUGCCCUCCAAGCUGGUGGCCCUGGACUGUGAGAUGGUGGGCACGGGCCCCGGGGGUCGCACCAGCGCCCUGGCGCGCUGCAGCAUCGUCACCUAUGAGGGGGACGUGGUGUACGACCAGUACGUGCGGCCCGAGGCGGCCAUCGUGGAUUACCGGACCCGCUGGAGCGGCAUCCGCCCGCGGCACAUGGCACAGGCCGUGCCCUUCCGCCGGGCACAGCAGCAGGUGCUGCAGAUCCUUGCUGGCAAGGUGGUGGUGGGCCACGCCAUCCACAACGACUUCAAGGCUCUGCAUUACUGCCACCCCAAAGCCCUGACCAGGGACACGUCGCAGAUCCCGCUGCUGAACCGCAGGGCUGGCUUCCCUGAGAACGUCAACAUCUCCCUGAAACGCCUCACCAAGGCCCUGCUCAACCAGGACAUCCAGGUGGGGAAAAGCGGCCACUCCUCGGUGGAAGAUGCCCGAGCCACCAUGGAGCUCUACAAGGUGGUGGAGCAGGAGUGGGAGCAGCACCUGCAGCAGAACCCCGAGCAGAAGUGACACCCUGGGGGAUCAGAGUGACACCCUGGGGGGCUCAGUGACACCCUGGGGGAUCAGAGUGACAGCCCUGGCCUGGUCCUGCCUGUGGGAGGACCCAGAGUGACGCCCCCAGCCUGGUCCUGCUUUUAAGAGGGUUCCAGAGUGAUGCCAACAGGGCUGGUCCUGCCCCUGGGGGGGCUCAGAGUGACACCCCCAGCGUGGUCCUGCCUUUUUGGGGGGGCCCACAGUGAUGCCAACAGGGCCAGUCCUGCCUCUGAGGGGUCCCACAGUGACACCCCCAGCCUGGUUCUGCCUUUGGGGGGGCUCAGAGUGACACCCUGGGGGUCCCACAGUGA